UCUAAGAAAAAGUUCGAAUCAAAUGCUCUUCUAUAAAUUCUAAUUAGUGCUAAAUGAGCAUUUGUAUCAGGGAUAUUUAGGGUGAUAUUGCAUUGAAAAGGAAAAAGAAAUGAUAGUUAAUUUGGUGUUUUUUUUAACCUGUCCCUAGCAGCGCCCACCUCUUUUUGCUCUUUUGUUGACUUGAACGCACAACCUUUGAAAGUGUACCAUCUGAGCAACUCCCUAUUGUCAGUACCUUGAGUUGAAAGUGAGGGGUGCUUAUCAUUCGACCAACUCCCUCUUGUCAGUUACUUGAGUUGGAAGUGAGGGGUGCUUACCAUCUGAGUAAAUCCCUCUUGUCAGUUACUUGAGUUGGAAGUGAGGUGUGGUUACAAUCCAAACAACUCCCUCUUGUCAGUUGCUUGAGUUGAAGGUGAGGGGUGCUUACCAUCCGAGCAACUCUCUCUUGUCAGUUGCUUGAGUUGGACGUGAAGGGUGCUUACCAUCCAAACAACUCCCUCUUGUCAAUUACUUGAGUUGGAAGUGAGGGGUGCUUAUCAUCCGAACAACUCUCUCUUGUCAGUUACUUUGAUGUGCAUUCCUGCUAAACAAGGAAUUAAGUUCGAUAUAGCAUUGGCAUGAGCAUUUUCAUUGCAGAUCUUUUUUGGCCAAACCCUCCAUUAACAUGAUGAUGUAACUAUAACGUCACCUCUACUGGACACUAUUCCCUCUGAGCCAUAUCUUAGAGAAGAAAGAAAUGAAAAAAUGUUAUUCAAUUGAAAUUUGACAAUAUUAUUGGCGCUACUUGUCACUUACUACUUUUUUUUUUUUUGGUUUUCCAUCCGGUGUUCAGUGCCGGCAUUGGAGCCCCGACUAAUUUGGAUCGCGCGUUGCAGGGCCCAUUAAGGUGGUAGCGCUCCCAACAGAGUUUUCUCCAUAUCCAGGGUCGAACCCUCGACCUCUGGUUAAGGGUGGAGCAGACUCAUCCACUGCACCACAACCAAUGUUGGUGUUACUUAUUACUUAUUUGUGCAGAUAAAAAUGGCACAGUACCCUCCUCCAUUUUUUUCACUACUAUAUAUAUCUCUCUUAUUUCAGAAGAAUUUUCUCAAGAACUCAACAGGAAAACAAUGGAUCUUAAGUUUUAUUAUUGUUUUCUCUCCCUAAUUCUGUUGGUUGCUUAUGGAACAGAAGCUAGGAAAGUUGUUCAAGGAAAUUCUGAAGACGGUAAUCAGCAAGCAUUAAAAGCGAUUUAUGGAUCUGAAGACAAUCAUCAGCAAUCGAUUUCCAGUAAUGGAAAGCUGAUGCCUCCCUUCAUUUUUUAUAAACAGGACAACGAUGAGCAAGUGAAGAAAGAGAACAAACAUAUCCAUUCUGAAGACAACCAUCAGCAAGCAUUAAAAGCGAUUUACGGAGCUGAAGACAAUCAUCAGCAAGAGAUAUCUGGUAACAAAAAGCUGACGAUUCCCUUCUUUUUUUAUAAACAGGCCAAUGAUGAGCAAGUGAAGAAAGAGAAUGAACAUAUUCAUUCCGAACACAAUCAUCAGCAAGAGAUUUCCGGUAACAAAAAGUUGGCGAUUCCCUUCUUUUUUUAUAAACAGGCCAAUGAUGAGCAAGUGAAGAAAGAGAAUGUACAUAUUCAUUCCGAACACAAUCAUCAGCAAGAGAUUUCCGGUAACAAAAAGCUGGCGAUUCCCUUCAUUUUUUAUAAAGAGGGAAACAACGAGCAAGUGAAAAGAAGGAAUGAACAUAUAAUGCAUUCAUCAUCCCAUACACAUAUGGAUGAUCCUUCGAUAGCAUCAAUUUUCUUCCUUCAGGAUGAUCUAAAGAUGGGGAAAACAGUAACUCUCUCCUUUCAAAAAAGAAUAAAUCUAAUUUCUUCUCCUUCUAAUUCCCCGCAAAAUUUCUUUCCCAAAAAAGCAGCCGAUUCCAUUCCAUUUUCAUUCAAGGAACUCCAAAACCUUCUUCAACGUUUCUCGUUGUCUGAAAACUCUCCACAGGCUAAAUCCAUGGAAGAUGCAUUGAGAAUAUGUGAAUUAUCAUCACCUAUAACGGGAGAGACACAGUACUGUGCCACAUCCGCGGAGGGAAUGCUCGACUUUGUUCACGAGAUCAUGGGAGAGAAAACCCAAGUCAAAACUCUAUCCACAACAACUCAUUUCUCAAACGAGGACUCAACUCCUCACCCACAGAACUAUACUAUUGUGGAUGUUCCACAAGAAGUUUCCGCUCCUAAGAUGGUGAUGUGUCAUAUCCUGUCUUGUGAUUACACGGUUUUCUAUUGUCAUCACACGAUUAGCGAUGAAAGAAAGGUGUCCAAAGUUUCAUUGAGGAAUGAAGCAAAUGGUGAUACAGUGGAAUCAAUUGCUGUAUGUCACUUGGAUACCUCUGAAUGGGAUCCAUCUCAUGUAUCUUUCCGAGUGCUCGGUGUAUUACCAGGAGCAUCACCUAUCUGUCACUUCUUCCCAUCAAGUAAUGAUCUAGUGUGGGUUCCAAAAACUGGAAAUGAAGCACUUUGAAAGAUCAAAGCAACUAGCUCCACCAUGUUUCAAUGUUAUUGCUUAUGUGUGUACUAUAUUUGAUUGUAUCUGCUUUCCAUUUUCCAGUAUUCCUGUUUGAGUGUCCUCUUGAUGAUUGUUAAAUAAAUAAAAUAUGCUUUUCAUAAAA
Capsicum annuum is the source of this 2646-nucleotide messenger RNA. Its product is annotated as BURP domain-containing protein BNM2A. NCBI's taxonomy places the organism in Eukaryota, Viridiplantae, Streptophyta, Magnoliopsida, Solanales, Solanaceae. Bases 1110 to 2498 code for a protein of 462 amino acids. The record is from RefSeq and is a predicted model, not a curated record. The transcript has 2 exons.